AGUCCCCUCUCAAAGAAGGUUGCAGAUGGUACUAAAUCCCGAAAGCUGAAGACCACCCACCUGUUGCGCAUCGAUGAGCAUGACUUCACCAUGAGGCCUGCAUUUGGAGGCCCUGCCGUCCCUGUUGGUGUGGAUGUUCAAGUGGAGAGUUUGGACAGUAUAUCAGAGGUGGACAUGGACUUCACCAUGACUCUGUAUUUGAGGCACUACUGGAAAGAUGAGAGGUUGGCCUUCCCUAGUGCUACCAACAAGAGCAUGACCUUUGAUGGUCGCCUGGUGAAAAAAAUAUGGGUGCCUGAUGUGUUCUUUGUCCAUUCCAAGAGGUCCUUUAUCCAUGAUACCACAACUGACAACAUAAUGUUGAGAGUCUUCCCCGAUGGUCAUGUUCUGUACAGCCUGAGGGUUACAGUCACAGCUGCAUGCAACAUGGAUUUCAGUCGUUUCCCGCUGGACUCACAAACAUGCACCCUGGAGUUGGAGAGCUAUGCUUACACUGACGAGGACCUGAUGCUGUAUUGGAAAAGUGGAGAUGAGUCCCUCAGCACAGAUGACAGAAUUUCUCUGUCUCAGUUCCUCAUUCAGAAGUUUCACACCACCUCAAGACUGGCGUUCUACAGCAGCACAGGCUGGUACAACCGUCUGUACAUCAACUUCACUCUGCGGCGGCACAUCUUCUUCUUCCUGCUGCAGACCUACUUCCCCGCCACUCUGAUGGUCAUGCUGUCCUGGGUAUCCUUCUGGAUCGACCGCCGGGCUGUCCCCGCCAGAGUCUCAUUAGGAAUAACCACAGUGCUCACAAUGUCCACCAUCAUCACUGGAGUAAACGCCUCCAUGCCCAGGGUCUCAUACAUCAAAGCUGUGGACAUUUACCUCUGGGUCAGUUUUGUCUUCGUCUUCCUCUCCGUGCUGGAAUAUGCAGCUGUCAACUACCUGACAACCGUCAGAGACGGGAAAGAUCGCAAGCUCAGGGAAAGAAUGAGGCAACAGUCACAAACCCUCUCCUGCACCUGUGACAUGCCCCACACCAAGACCAUGAUGAUGGAUGGAACGUACAGUGAGGCGGACGUGAACAGCUUGGCGGGCUACACCAGAGGCUCCAUGGCGGCGGAUGAUUCCUCAGACAAACAGGAGAGGAUGGUGGUACAUCUUGCUCUGGACAACGAGUCCACGGGGACCAAGAAGAAGGGCAUUCGGGGCUUCCGGAUUAUCCAAAAUACCCACACGAUUGACACUUACUCUCGCAUGAUAUUUCCAGGCGCCUACAUCUUGUUCAACCUGAUCUACUGGUGUGUGUACUGCUGAGUGUGCAUUUUUGCCUUAUUUAUUUGAUUUUAGAACAUUGGUCUCCAUUCGUUAUACUGCGCUGGAGUUCAUGAUCACAUUUGGACUGGAUUGGAAGUAGGAGAGGCUCUUGUCAAAGUAUGGAAAAUACCCCCAAUCUGUCAACCAUGCAUCAGUCAUACUUCAACACCCUCUCUUUGCUCGACACUCUCCCAUGCAGCUGUCAGCUCUACAGAAACAGACUGACUAUAAAAGGAAGUGAGCUGGUCAUCACACCCUGUGUUAACAGCCACAUCACUUCUGGAGUUCCACCAUUUACCGAAGUGAUUGACAUCAGAUGUCAUGGUUUGUUGCUAACCACCUGUUUUUGCAUCAUGUUGUGUGUUUUUGUGCGUUAAAUAUUGAAGUAGUACUGGAUAAGUGAAUCUCCAUUCACACCUGAAUAGAAGCCUGGAGCCAUUUAUCUCAGGUAUGAGGCAAAGUGGGACAGUCACAGUGAGGUGGUAUGUUUAAAGCUUAAUGUCUGGAAUCUUGACUGCGUCUCUCGUCAUAGCAAACAUUUCAGUUUGUUACGGAGGAGGGAGGAAAUGUAUUAUUUGUAAUAUUAUUGUUAUAUUCUACUUGCACAAGCUUGUUGUUAUGGUUUCUUGGGUUACUGAAUAGAACUGAAGCAUAGGCAUAAUGAAAUCACUUCCUCUUGUGUUUAUCAACUCAUGGUGUGUCAAAAUGUCUUCCAUGAGUUUCAUUUUCUCCAUGCAGUUCUUGGUGAUCAGCCGGUUAAGUGUGAUGCUUUUUGCUGCAUGUGAGCAUCCCACCGUUAGCCGUCAGUAAGUGAGCUGUACAGCUCUAUAAACAGAAUCUAUGCUGCCAUUUUCCAUCAUUUAUGAUCUCCCAAUUGUUCUCUCGCCUGCAAAAUCAGGUUAUUAGCAGGAUUUAUUUACACAUUUCUCCAUUUAUUUUGAAAUGGAGAAAUGAGGUGAUAACUCACGGACGGGCAGCAAAAAGGAUCAUGGACAAAACACCACUGUACAGGGGUUAUUUUGUGCAUUUAUCGUUCAGACCACACCAAGAACAGUGUUAUUCUUUCUAUCUGUGGGAAUGCAACUUUUUUAUGCUUAUGGAAAUGAUUGAUGUUGUUGUGGUUAUCUGAAAAACACAACUAUGAAUUAAAGGAGGA
Messenger RNA from Menidia menidia (Atlantic silverside), 2458 nucleotides. NCBI's taxonomy places the organism in Eukaryota, Metazoa, Chordata, Actinopteri, Atheriniformes, Atherinopsidae. The record is from the annotation of a GenBank genome assembly.